Molecule: messenger RNA, 3993 nt
Organism: Lethenteron reissneri (Far Eastern brook lamprey)
Lineage: Eukaryota; Metazoa; Chordata; Hyperoartia; Petromyzontiformes; Petromyzontidae
Source: RefSeq, a predicted model, not a curated record
UACCUCCUCGCGGUGCCGGAUGGGCAACACUGUCGUGGACAGUGCUGUGGGGGGAGAGCCAAUGCCCAUUGGCCUCUCCCCUCAUGGCGUCUGUGACCACCACAGUGGCUAAACGGGGGCUCUGGACGGGUGCGAGGGGCUGGUAACCCCUCCACCUUCAAUUUAUUACCACGAAACUACGAAUUAAACAUAAAUAUGUAACUAAUAAGCUUGUGCUGGAGGCCCCGGGGAGACAGGCGUCUAUAACAUCUCCUGGCCAAACCCCAAUUGGCGGAGCCAGGAGAUUAAAUCUUCACCCUCGGGGCUCCUCCAAAAACAACGAAAGCCACUAUGGAUGGCCACGUGGAAUGUUCGAACGCUCACUGCGGAGGAGAGGCUGCCACUCCUUUGUCAGGAGCUGGAUCGGUACUGCACACACACACACAGACAUACAGACACACAGAUGAGACACAACAUACAUCCGUCCUCGGGCCGUGACGUCAUAUCCGCUUCCGCCCAGUGUGCCGCUGGAGCCACGCUGCGAGCUGCGUGCUGAGGAGCGCCUCUCUGCACGAAGCCUCCUGGAGCCUCUCCCGGAGCAGUCACCAUGGAGGCUCAUGGGCUGCGCAGUACCUCACGCACCCUCGUGGCGCUGCUCGUGACGAGCUACGCGUUCCUCACGUCUGGGCCCACGGAGGAGAAGAAUUUCUCCCCGAACUGGCUGGUUAACCUGGGGGGAGCCUGGGAGGUCCAACCGCCACAGGCCGGGCAGCCUCUACCUCUCGCCAAAGCGACCGUGGCUGUCCACAUCAGCGACCGGCUCGCAGAUCACGAAGCCAAGAGGGAGCCUCGAGUCACUUCCUCUCCCAUCCAUGGCGUGGAGGUUCCCCAAGGAGGAGGAGGAGAAGACGACGACCCAGCUCCCUUAGGGUGGAAGACCUUCAUGGAGAUGCUGCACAGCAGGCCGGUGGCCAUCGCCUACGAGGUGGCGAGUGCAGGGAUCGCCCUCCUCAGCCUCGGAGUGUGGCUGAAGAAUGCAGUGUGGCGUCCGCGACCUCCUGCCAUGCCAGCAAUGGCCGUCCACACCACCAACCUCCCGAAACAAAAGGCUCGGUCGAACUUGGCCGAGAUGGUACCUCAAGCAGCUUCUUCUUUAGGCUGUUGGAUGAUGGUUCCGCAAGAUGGAGAAUACCCGUCUCCCUCAAGGUGGACGACCUUGAUGAAGAUGCUGCACAGUGGGCCGGUGGCCAUCACUUACCACGUGGAGAGCACGGGGAUCACCAUUACCAGCCUAAGAGUCUGGCGGAAGAAUCAACUGAAGUCAUCGCAACGUGGACGAGUUUAUCGAAGCCGCCACAUGAGAGGAUCCAUGUGGAAAUUGGCUCGGGGCAAGCGCCACCCCAUGAAAAUCAAGAGGACCCACAGAUCCCUCAAGACUCAGCUGGAUGGCUGCUCCAUGAUGAAUAGCUCACCAACACUUAAUAGCGCACCCACCAACAGCACCACUCCUACCAACACCACCAUGACAAACCCCACCCCGACCAACAUUGCUAUCUCGACUAACACCAUCACACUUUCAAAUACCACCACCUCUACCAAUGCUAUCCUGACUAACACCACCACCUCUUCCACCCCUACAAACCCUACCAACAACAUCUUCUCCACCUUCACCACCACCAGGACCGACACCAUUACCCCAGCUGAGCGUGAGUGGUGUCACCUCAUGAUCAUGGCCCGCACCAAUGCCCGCUGCACUACAAUAAGCUCAAUUAUCCCUACCAGCUCAACCACCAACUCCCCCGCUCCUACCAACUCCACCACCUCGACCAAUCCCACGCCUACCAACAUUACCACGCCUACCAACAUUACCUCCUCUACCCUCACUACCACUCCCAGCCACAUCACCCCAGCUGAGCAUGUGUCCAGCCUCAUGAUCAUGAGGGAAAAGAGAUCACUCUUCAUGGCCCGGAUCAAUGCCUGCUCCACCACUCCUACCAACUCCACCACCUCUACCAACCACACACCUACUAACACUACCUCCUCUACUAACCCAACCCUGACCAACAUCACUUCCUCUACCCUCACCACCACUCCUUCCCACAUCAUCACCCCAGCUGAGCGUGAGUCCCGCCUCGUGAUCAUGAGGGCAAAGAGACCACUCUUCAUGGCCCGGAUCAAUGCCUGCUCCACCACUCCUACCAACUCCACCACCUUUAGAAUCUGCACACCUACCAACACUAACACCCCUCCCAACACCGCUACCCUGACCAAACGCAACUACUCCGACGAACACCACCACUCCUACCAAAACCAACCCUACCAACGCCAACCCUAUCAACACCAACCCUACCAACACCAUUAUUCUUACUACUACCCCUACCAACACCAACCCUACCAGCACCAAUCCUACCAACACAAUGACUCCUACCAAUACGACCACCCCAACCGACACCAUCACUCUUCCCAACAACAGUCCUAUCAACGUUACCUAUCCUACAAACGCCAACUCUAUAAACACCUUGACCCCUACAAACACCACCACCCCAAAUAAGAAAUAAUACAAAAUAAAUAACAUUACAACAUCGCUGCACCCUUUGCAUGUUAGCGUGCUGCGCUACGAAGCCGGCGACCGGAGUUAAAUUUCCGCUCAUGGCCAACACCAGUGAUCGACUCAGUCUCAAAUUAGUGCCUGGUACUCAUUUAGCUGAGGCUACCUCGCAUGCCAGUCUGUUAAAUCUUUACGGGGGAUCUUUGUCUUUGACAUAUCUGUGGGCUAGAGUGUAGCUUGAUUUAUUGUUCAUGUGAGGGAUGCGCUUUGCCUGCAGCCGCCACUACAUCUCCGCUCAUGUGUGUUUAGCCGUGUCAGUGACGCGCCACGAUGUAGCUACUGCUGCUGUCACUGUCACGACCCGGUCGGUGCCGGGUGCUCUGGGACGAAAUAAAAAAAGUGGCACGAGGAUUAUCGCUGCUACUCCAGCAGAUCAAGAACGGUUCUCAUGGAGUCAUCAAAAUGCACCUGAAAUCACAGCUGACCAUCUCAAUCACAUCUGUGAAAUGUCAACGGUGGUGUCCGUUGCCCCUGCUGUGAGUGGUGGAGAUGUCCUUGAGCAGUGGUGAUGUCCCUGAGUGGCGGUGGAGAUGUCCCUGAAUAUUGGUGGAGUCUGUACAACGCGGCUGCUGUAUUCGUGAUUAAAGAACCUGAGCCGAGCGUGCUUGGUGGAGCUCAGCAGAAGGUGAUGAGCCGGAGGUGUGAACUGAAAGUUCGAGCUCAAGGCGUGAGCUCAAGGUGUGAGCUCGAGGUAUAAGCUGGUGAUGCGGUCUGGAGGUGAGCACGCGGUGUCCCUGUGCACACAAGCGUGGUGCGGGAGGUGGCCCGAACUAAACUUUUUAUUUACCAGGUAAGGCCCACUGGUCCAAUAGCUCUUUUUCAGAAACUUACCUGGUCACAAAUAAUAUCUCAAUGAAGUGGCUCAUCAUCUGAAAAUAUAUGUCAAAUACUAGAAACGUAUGUUUCUCAAUGUGGAGGGGAAAACCAGAGGAGCCGUAGAAGAAUCUACGCGACCACGGAGAAAACACGCAAACUCCAAAUAUACAGGUGUCGGGGUCGGAAUCGAACCCACGUCUCCCUGUAUACCAGGCGAGGUAGUUGACAUCUCUCAAUAACUGCCUCCUCAUAGCCGUAUCUCCACAAAAACAAUGCGAGUGGUUAUACUCAUCCCGUCAGCCUUCUGAGAGUAGAUCUCAGCAGCAUCAUUGAUUCAACACAAGCAGCAUCCUGGUGAGGAUUGGACACUUGGUGACUAAUCAGCAGUCAGGCUUGCUUGAACCAACACUGAUGAAUUGCCAGGUCCUCUUGGCAGGGACCCACUCUGAUAGACAUGGAUCAAGUUCAGCAAAUAACUCUGUCACGCACUGGCUCGAGCCUGGCCCUGCGGAUGUCACUGGAGUGCACGGAUACACGGCACCCUCUCCUGGGUGAAUCUCUGGCUGCGAUGGCAGUGGCGCACGAACACA